This is a messenger RNA of Gaeumannomyces tritici R3-111a-1, 632 nucleotides long. RefSeq lists its product as hypothetical. The record is from RefSeq and is a predicted model, not a curated record. NCBI's taxonomy places the organism in Eukaryota, Fungi, Ascomycota, Sordariomycetes, Magnaporthales, Magnaporthaceae. Bases 276 to 632 code for a protein of 118 amino acids. The transcript has a single exon.
CUAACCGUCGACACCGACUUUGACAAUGCCGUCGUGAGAGGCGACCAGAUAUAAAAGACGGGGCGGGAGCUCCCUUUGUCCCCCUCUCUCGUUCCUGUUCCUCACUCCGAGCCUCCAAUUCCAGCCUUCACCAAACCAUCUCUUUUUCCUGGUAACUUCCAUUCUUUUCCGCCGGUCGGUCUUUACAUCAUCAAAACAAUAUUUUUUUGUUUUAUUUCAACCCCCACAAAAAACCACCCACAAACUACCCCCCCAAACGGAAAUCACCAGCCAAAAUGCAGAUGUCCCUGACCACCGUCCUCUUCGGCCUCGUCGCCCUGGCCGCCGCCAUGCCCGGCGAGCCCCUCAUGGCGCGCCAGAACCAGGGCCGCCCCGUGCCCCAGGGCACCUGCUGCGUCGCCAACACGUCCCUCAAGCAGGACUCGUGCCAGGCGGCCGGCGGCGCCGGCAAGUGCGUGCCCGGCGGCAACGACUGCGGCAGCCGUCUCAGCUGCGUCGCCCAGGCCAACCUGGUCUGCGACAACAACGUCAAGGAGCGCAACGGCAACCUCUGCCGCGCCAAGGCCGCCAACAACAAGCUCUUCGACGGCGGCAACCUGAUCGACAGCCUCGGCCAGGCCAAGGUCAACUAA